Molecule: messenger RNA, 363 nt
Organism: Rhizopus microsporus ATCC 52813
Lineage: Eukaryota; Fungi; Mucoromycota; Mucoromycetes; Mucorales; Rhizopodaceae
Product: UPF0041-domain-containing protein
Exons: 5
Coding region: 1-363 (120 amino acids)
Biological process (GO): pyruvate import into mitochondria
Cellular component (GO): mitochondrial inner membrane
Source: RefSeq, a predicted model, not a curated record
AUGUCGUCUCAGGCUUCUAGUCAAGUAGGAAAUAAAUUAGUACAGAAACUUGCUUCUAAAGAGUUUAGAAACUACUUGAUGAGCACUCACUUUUGGGGACCCGUUGUCAACUGGGGUCUUCCUAUUGCAGCCAUCAUUGAUACUCAAAAGGAUCCUAGUUUGAUUUCUGGCAAUAUGACAUUGGCUUUAUGUACCUAUUCUGCUCUCUUUAUGCGUUUCGCUUUAGCUGUUCAACCCAGAAACUAUUUAUUAUUUGCUUGCCAUGCAACUAAUGAAGUAGCUCAAUUAACACAAGGUUAUCGUUAUCUCAAAUACCACAAGUUUGGUGAUAAAGAAGAGAGCGAAAAGGAAAAGAGUGCUUAA